Molecule: messenger RNA, 1515 nt
Organism: Myxocyprinus asiaticus (Chinese sucker)
Lineage: Eukaryota; Metazoa; Chordata; Actinopteri; Cypriniformes; Catostomidae
Gene: selenop2
Product: selenoprotein P2
Exons: 5
Biological process (GO): selenium compound metabolic process
Cellular component (GO): extracellular region
Molecular function (GO): selenium binding
Source: RefSeq, a predicted model, not a curated record
CUUUACUGGUUUGUUCUGUUUGUUGAGGGGGAGGGCCAUGCCCAGUGAGACCUUAAAAAGUGUGGAGCAAACAACUUACCCUUGUUUCUUUUAUUUUUUAACCUUAAGGAGGCCAAGGGACAGAGGUUGAGGUGUUGCAUUGGGCGAAGUACAGCAGGCAUGAUGCAGGCUGUCUGGGCCCUGUGGUUGUCUGCUUUUCCAGCUCUGCUGGGGGCUUCAUCUCUGUUUGUGGAGAAGGAAAAUACUAGCUCGAAGAUCUGCAAGCCUGCGCCACAGUGGGAGAUCGAUGGCAAGACUCCAAUGAAGGAGCUUUUGGGAAAUGUAGUCGUCGUGGCUCUUCUUAAAGCGAGCUGAUUCUUCUGUCUCACGCAGGCUACCAGGUUGGGAGACCUGCGUGACAAGUUGGCCAAGGGCAAGCUGACUAAUGUAUCUUUCCUGAUUGUCAAUGAGCAGGAGGCACAGUCCAGAGCUAUGUACUGGGAGCUCAAGAGGAGGGCCGCACAGGGUAUCCCUGUGUAUCAACAGAACCCACUGCAAAAUGACAUCUGGGAAAUUUUAGAUGGUGACAAGGAUGAUUUCUUGGUGUAUGACAGAUGUGGAUAUCUGACCUUCCAUAUUGUCCUGCCAUUCAGCUUUCUUCACUACCCUUACGUAGAGGCUGCCAUUAUGGCCACAUACCAUAAAGAUAUAUGCAACUGCUCACUAAAUGGCAACUCCAUCAUAUCAGGAGGCUUUGACAGCAGCAAAAACAAUGAUACUGCGCUCACUGGAGAGAACAGUAAACAGGCUGCAGAACCCACUAAACAGCAUCAUCAUCAUCAUCAUCAUCAUGAUAAUAAUAAUGAACAACAGCAUCAUCAUCAUCAUUUUCUUCAUGUUCCAAAUAAUAAAAGUCGUGCAGGUGAUUCUGAAGAGCCAAAGGACCCAACCCAGCAUUCUCAUCGAGAACCGAUUUACUACAAUACAGGGACGUAAAGCCUACAGAAUUCACUCACACAUAGUCAUUCCAAGUAACAGAUAAGGUUCGUAACAGACACUAAAGCAGAGGAGAAGAGACAGAGACACAAGCAUCCAUGUACAGUAGGCUAUAUGUAAAGUAUCACUUUGUGACUGUGCAAAUGGUCUUACUUUUUUGGAAUUUUUACAAUAAUUGUUCUAUUUUGAUUUAAAAACAAUGUUUUAGAAAACUUAAAGCUGCACUUGUGUCAGAAUUGUAUGUUGAACUUAAAGUGGGAGUUCUGAUGGUUCUUUGUCUUUGGAAUAUCAAGUGUUUUUCUUCACUGUUCUUAAUGAAGUGUGCACUGUAAACCUGAGUCAGGGGUCUGCAUACGGAUGCUGAGCAAAGGAGACAUUUACACUGUACAUCUGUUUUUCCUGUUCUUUUAGGGAAUAUCUAAAAGUACUGAACCAAAGAGUUAUGCCUUUUUUUUUUCUUUUCUUUUUUUUUUGCACAUUGUCAUUUAGUACCAGCUGAAAUUUUUAUGUUAAUAAAGGGAAUGUACCAUUUGUUCACAA